Messenger RNA from Tachysurus vachellii, 2499 nucleotides. It is a transcript of the gene gdf11, whose product is annotated as growth differentiation factor 11. The transcript has 3 exons. The coding region runs from base 247 to 1509 and encodes 420 amino acids. Gene Ontology annotation, molecular function: growth factor activity; cytokine activity. Lineage: Eukaryota; Metazoa; Chordata; Actinopteri; Siluriformes; Bagridae. Gene Ontology annotation, cellular component: extracellular region. The record is from RefSeq and is a predicted model, not a curated record. Gene Ontology annotation, biological process: SMAD protein signal transduction.
ACCUGCAAUAUACCGGAGCGGGAAACAUCCAUCCCACUAUCAUUGUACAAGUGAACGAAGACCAAAUCAGAUCUGUCUUUUCUUGGGUUGCAUUGAUGCUCUUUUUGUAUUUUUUUUUUUUGUUAUGGAAAUCUAACUCACGCAAAGGGACAUUUCAUUUAAGCCAGUUGUAGGAUUUUGCACUUUGCGGUUGACAAACUUUGCAUCACGUCGGAAAGAGAGAAAGAAGGAUAAAGCACGCUCAGGAUGGCGCGCGCUAACUUUUGGCUGUGUUUGACGGUGCUCGUGGCUCUCGAGCUGUGCGGCAGCGACGAGCCCGAAUUGUUAUCGCGCGCAGCGGCGCCCUCUGAAGUGCCCGUGAUGGCCGUGAUGCCCUCGGCUCUUUCCCUGCUCGAGGUGAUGCACGAGGAGGAAGUGCCGGUGGAGGAGGAGGAGGAGGCUGAGGAGGAGGAGGAGGCAGCCGGCGCGCGCCAGUGCUCGGCGUGCGCGUGGCGGGAGCAGAGCCGCGCGCUGCGCCUCGAGACCAUCAAAUCACAGAUCCUGAGCAAGCUGCGGCUCAAACAUGCGCCUAACAUCAGCCGCGCCGUGGCUGAGCAACUGCUUCCUCGCGCGCCGCCGCUGCAGCGCCUCCUCGACCAGCACGACUUCCAGGGAGACGCGGCAGGAAUAGGAGCAGCGCGAGAGCUGGACGAGUUCACUGAGGCGGAUGAGUAUCACGCCACCACUGAGUCGGUGAUCGCCAUGGCCUCAGAGCCGGAGCCAAUAGUCCAGGUGGAUGGAAAACCAAACUGCUGUUUCUUCAAGUUCAGUCCCAAGUUGAUGUUCACUAAAGUGCUGAAAGCCCAGCUCUGGGUUUAUCUACGACCAUUGCAGCAAACAUCUACUGUUUAUCUGCAGAUCCUGCGUCUGAAACCCGUAACUGAUCAGGGCAGUCGCCACAUCCGCAUCCGUUCCCUCAAGAUCGAGCUCAGCUCACGGUCAGGCUACUGGCAGAGCAUUGACUUUAAACAUGUCCUGCAGAACUGGUUUAAACAGCCACACACAAAUUGGGGCAUUGACAUAAAUGCCUUUGAUGAAAGUGGCAACGACCUGGCUGUGACCUCACUAAGACCUGGAGAAGAAGGGCUGCAGCCGUUCCUGGAGGUGAAAGUUCUCGAGACGACAAAACGUUCACGCCGUAAUCUUGGCCUGGACUGUGAUGAGCACUCGACCGAAUCUCGAUGCUGCCGCUACCCACUCACAGUGGACUUUGAGGCAUUUGGAUGGGAUUGGAUCAUUGCUCCUAAGCGCUACAAAGCCAACUACUGUUCAGGCCAGUGUGAGUACAUGUUCAUGCAGAAGUACCCACACACCCAUUUGGUGCAACACGCUAAUCCUCGAGGCUCGGCCGGUCCUUGCUGUACACCAACCAAAAUGUCACCCAUUAAUAUGCUCUACUUUAACGACAAGCAGCAGAUCAUCCACGGAAAGAUUCCUGGCAUGGUGGUGGAUCGCUGCGGCUGCUCUUAGACACAAAAGGUGGCUCAUUUGGUCUGCUCAUGACUGUUCAAAUGUCUCCUGAUUGGCUUUUCUCUUACAUCCUGGAAGAGUGACACAACGAUCAAGGAGGCCAAAUUUAGCUUGUUACUGUAGUCAGCUAAUAACAGAAUAAUUCAUGGUAAAAGUGGUAAAAACUGGAGUCAAAGGAAAGAGAUUUCUGUGAACAAUUUGGAAGUUUUAAGACUGGCUGGUGAAAGAAGAUUGAGACAUUUAUUUAUUCCUUUUCUGUGUUAGUUUUUUUUAUGUGUUUGUUGCUCCUGGUUUUGAUUUGAAGUGUUUAAUUUGUAACUGUUUAAUAGUUGUAAGAUAGAUAUUUUUAAAUUGGCUCCAAAGUGAUUAAGCCAGUUUUUAAGUGUGUUCAUCCUGUCUUACUGCAAGGGCAAAAAAACAAUACUUAAUAUGGAUCAUGCAAUGCCCUCUGUAAAUACUGUGACAGUGAAGUCAAUGCUGUUUCUUGCUGUUAAUUUAACUAUUACCUGCUAGAUCCAAGAAUUUUCUCAGCAUUGUUGUACAGAUUUAAUCACCACAUCUAAUGAAUUAGAAAAGUUUAUGCAUGAGCUCAUAUUAAACUCUAAUAUAAUCGGGUGCCUAACAUUUUGAAAGUUAAAAAAAAAUACAUAUAAAAUAAUAAUAAAAAUAAUACAAAUAAUAAUAAUAAUAAUAAUAAUAAUAAUAAUAAUAAUAAUAAACAGGCAAUUCAAUUACUUGGUUUGACAGAAUUGGUGCUUCAAAUUUGAGGAUACUUAAAAUGUUCUUACAAGUUUAUCUGAAACAAAAGAUACGGGUGUCCGUAUGUUGCUUCAGAAAAAGGGACAGAUUUUAUCUUGAGUGCAUGCAAUGCUGCCAUGAAAAUGCUGCCUACCUAGGCAACCUAAUCACUAAUAAAACACAGGUUGAGUGAAAGAGGAAGAGAAAAAUCUUAAUUUCAAAAUGAAAAAACAUCACAUAUCUUUAAUCCAA